This is a messenger RNA of Tilletiopsis washingtonensis, 3660 nucleotides long. RefSeq lists its product as hypothetical. The transcript has a single exon. Lineage: Eukaryota; Fungi; Basidiomycota; Exobasidiomycetes; Entylomatales. Bases 302 to 3373 code for a protein of 1023 amino acids. The record is from RefSeq and is a predicted model, not a curated record.
CCUCGAGGCGCGCUCCCGGCACCUGAGCUGGCCCUCUCGCAGGCCAGCAUCCUUCUCACCUUCUCUCUCCCUAUCUCUCACCGCCCACCGCUGCACGUCCACGAGGGCGCCUACGAUGGAGACAAGCGACGCGUGCGCUCCUCCUGCCCCGUCCGCCCAUCACUAGUCCGGCGUCUGCCGCAGCCGUCUCGUCCCGCUCGCAGCGUCGCGCCGCCUCGCCUACCCUUGCCCCGCACCCGCCUCGCACCUCUCUUCUACGUGCGCCUCUCGCACCGCCCGACCGUCUCUUCUCUCGGACACCAUGUCGCUCCUUGCAGCGCCCCAGGCGCGGUCCGCCUUUGGCGGCGAUCUUGCCGGCUCCCUCGCUGUCACCGCGUCCGACGAGGGCGGCAGCAGCCCCGACGAGCCGGCCGAUAGUCGCUCUCCACUCGCACACGCCGCACUUGGCGACAAGCACACCGCUGCCGACGAGCAGCCGCCGAUCCGCCACGAGCGCGACGCCACGCUGACGCGUCUGCGGCACGACGAGCCGCACGACGACGAGCCGGGCGCGCCGUGCCCGAGCCCGAGCCCGAGCCCGAGCCCUGCGCUCCAGCAGCGCCAGCUCGCACAGCAGCAAUACCAGAGCAGCGGCCAGCAUGCAGCGCCGCGGCCCAUCGUCGGCUCGCGCUCGCACCCCGAGCUGCGAAUCGCCAAUGGCGGGACCAAGCUCGGCUGGGGCCUCUCUUCGUCGCCCGAGACGCGUCUUAGCGGGCCGUCGUUCCAGAAUGGCAACAAUGGCGCGUACGAGCUGCCGCACCUCGUCGUGCCGCCGUCGCCCAGCUGCAGCAUUGCCUCGUCGAUGGGCGGCUCGCAGUCCGACUACGAGCCGCUCGACUCGCCGAGCUCCAUGUCGAGCUGGAACAGCUUCGUGGCUCCCGGCGUGCGCCGCGGCGAUCUGGCUGACGUCGAGGACCUCGAUCUCGAUGGCGCCAGCGUGCACGAGCCCGAGCUCGAGACGGUGAGCGAGUGCGACGAGGAGAGCAGCAGCUUUGCCAGCGGCAGCGACCGUCCCGGCUUCGGCGACAGCGAUGCCGACGAGAUUCCGGGCACGCCGCACCAGCACCACUACGGCCACGGCCUGGGCCUCGGCGGCAGCAUCCGCAAGAUGCAGCAGCAAACGCAGCAGCAACAGCAGCAGCACCUUGCGCCCACUCAGACAGCCUCGGCGCCGCAGCUGCCGCACUUCUCGCCGCGCGCCGGCGGCCACGGCCUCUCGUCCAUGUCGCGUCAUGGCAUGCGCGCACCCGCCGGCCUUGCAGCGCGCCGUCGCAAGGGCCGCAUUGCCGAGCUGGCGGAGGAAGGCGCGGCCGGCGAGGUGACGAGCACGACGCCGCCUGCCAAGCCUCUCGCUGGCGCCACUGUCAUGCCGUCGCCCGACUCCACGCCCAUCGCCAAGGAGCGCACGGGCGACAUGUCCACGCCGGGCGUGCUCAGCGGCCGGCGUCGCUCGUCCCGCGGCUCAGCAUCAGCGCGCGAGGCAGCGAUUGCGGCGCAGAACGCGGCCAGCGGCGUCUCGGCUCGUCCGGAAGAUCUCUCGCCCACGACGCCCACACCCUUCACGACCAGCACCAGCUGGAACGAGUUCGAGUUUGUCGGUCCGCCGCCACUGCCGCCGCGCUGUGUCAGUCCAAGCGAGACGGUGCCUGCCGUGCCCAGCCCGCUAUGCGAGUGCGUCUCGGCGCCUGUUGACGAGCCGUCCACCGGCAUCGAUCAGAGCGUCGAGACGCUGCGCGAUGUCUCGCCUCAUGCUCCUUCGACUGCCUCGCCGCUGUCAACCUCCGACACGGUUGCACCCGGUGCCGAGACGCCGCCUGCCAGCGCAGACACCGCUGCGCCGCCUUCGCCUACUUCUUCGCGUCCGUCGAGCGAGUCCAUCCCGUCAGUUGCAGCCUCUUCUCCGCCUACGACACCGGAAGCGCCGCCGCUGGUGCGCAAGUCGUCGCGCGGCAGGCGCUCCUCGUCGCCGACGCGGCCGAAGCCCAAGGUGCCGCUGCGUCCGUGCUUCCGUCGCCGCACCUCAGCGCAGUCCGCACAAGGCCUCGUGCGCCCUCCUAGCGGCGCGUCCUGGUCGUCGGCGCGCGACUCGAGCUCGGAGAGCGAGAGCAUCGCCAGCAACACGAGCCGCGGCCGCGCUCGCGUGCGCUUCAGCCAGGCCCCGCCUCAGGAGCUGCGCACGCACAGUCCAGUCGAGUACGACCGCAAGGCCUGCGCCGUCAGCAACCGCCUGAGCGCCGAGGACGUCGAGGAGAUGCGUGACAUGCACAUGGAGAUGGGCCUGCUCGAGGCCAAGUGGGCAGCCAUGGCGGCAUGCAAGAGCGGCAGCUCCACCGCCAGCUGCUCCGAGGACGAAGGCGGGCCGUCGCGCGACGUCAAGCCGACUCGUGCGCUCCUCUCCACGCCCACGAACCCGGAUCCGCACCACCUAAUCGUCCCCGGGCCAAGCUUCGGCGAGCGCAAGCGCGCAGACAGCAUCGCCUCCUCCUCGCCGUCGACGUUCUGCAAGAACCGCUUUGGCGGCGACGGCUCGUUGUCUGCGCCCUCGACGCCGUCGGGCCUGUCGCCUGCCGAGCACCUGCGGCAGGAGCGUGCACGCGAGCGCGAGCGUGCCCUGCGCUAUGCCGGCAUCGGCACGGGCGCUGGCUUCCGCUUCAACUGGAACGCCGGCGCGCCCGGAGCGCCUGCUGGCCGCACGCCUCGGCCGGAGCUCGGACAGUGCCAGCGGCCGGCGGGCACGGGAGCUGGCGUGAACCCGCUCAUUGCGCGCUUCGGUCUCUCGAAGCCGCCGCCGCCGCUGCCAGGCACGACGCCGAACAGCAGCGCCAACAACAGUCCCAGCCCGCCGCCCGGCCCGCACGAGCCGCUCUACGGCGAGGGCAGCAGUUCGCGCCGCGACUUCAGCACCGGCAGCGACGCCUCGACGCGCACGCUCAUGGGCGCUCGCAGCGCCUCUAUCAGUCCCGAACGCGCGCGCUUCGCGCCUGGCACAGGCUACGACCGUCGCGAGUCGCCGUCGGCACCGAUCAUGAGCUCGUACGGCGGACCCAGCUUCCUGUCCCUGCCCUCUGGACCCGAUGCCGACCACACGCCGCGCGGGCGUCGCGGCACCUCCCCAGCGCCGGCGCUGACGCACACGUCGCCGAGUCCCUCGCCGCCUCCCACGAUGAAGAGCAGCGUCAGCACGGCGGCAUCGACGUACAGCGACCGCCCCUCGAGCCUGGCCAGCGGGCGCAGCACGCCGGCUACUGCGCCAUCGACGCCGUGCGGCUACGACAGCCCGGCCUCGUGCUCCGAGUUCUACGAGAGCGGCAGCGAGUGGGACUUUGCCGCCUGAGCGUCGAUUUCCGCGCCAUCCUCUUCCGACCUCCCGAUCCUCUCUCUCUCUCUCCAGCAUCUUCCUCUCGUCCCCGUCCACAUUCUGCAUUCGUCGUCUCCACGCUCAUUCCGCUCACAACCUGUUCAUUGAUCCCCCUCCGAUACGCUCACAUAGUGCCUUGCUCCUCCCUCUGACCCGUCCCUCUUCGCUGCCCCUAUCUCUGCGCCCCAUGGCCCCCUACCCUGUUCCGCACCUGACCUGACUUUGCGCCCGAGGGAAACCUGAGAUGUGUUCAUUCUGCGUUU